AUGAACAAUUCGAACAAUAGUGUUCACGAUACUGAUGAGUUAAAAGAACUAGACAAAACCAAUCGAAGAGCUCGCAUUGUCGAAGGAGUUUUUAUAAGUGUUUUCACUUUGACAGUCUUAACUGCCUCCAUAACAGCAUUUGGUAGUAAAACACCGAAACUGCUCUAUAUGGGUUGGUUUCCAUUUAAUUGGCGUAACUCUCGUUUUUUGUGUAACAUUGGAAAUGCCUAUCAGAUUAUUGCAAUUAUCUACUACAUAAGUAUUAAUUUUGCAAAUGAUACCUUUGUGGCGACUGCACUUUGUAUUCUCCAUGGACAUAUAAAAAUUUUGGGUAAACGCAUAUCAAAAAUUGGCGAAAAGGAUAAAAGCCAAAAUUAUAAUGAAGAGCAAUUAAAAUUCUGCAUUGAGAUUCAGAAAGUACUUUAUUUACUCUGCGAUCGAAUUCAACUCGUAGUAUCUUUGACGAUGCUGGUGCAAUUUACGGUUAAUGCUACUAACAUUUGCUUGAAUCUGGCAAUUAUGUUAUAUUUCUCAACGGAUAACAUAAACCGAAUAUUUUACUUCUUUUAUUUAUUUGCUGUGUCCUUGCAAACAUUUCCUGCCUGCUACUAUGGUAGCAAAGUAGAGCACGGCUUCGAGCAGCUUCGCCAUGCAGCUUUCCAAAGCGAGUGGAUACAACAGAACCGAAAUUAUAAGACAUGUAUGAUUAUUUUCACAGAACGUGUACUCAAAAAAAGAACCUUAAUUGCUGGAAGGCUACUACCUAUACAUUUAGACACUUUCUUCUCAAUAUGCAAAGGAGCCUAUUCAAUGCUUGCUAUGAUUAUUAAGUUGAAGAAAUGA
Teleopsis dalmanni is the source of this 843-nucleotide messenger RNA. Its product is annotated as odorant receptor 59a-like. Gene Ontology annotation, molecular function: olfactory receptor activity; odorant binding. Gene Ontology annotation, biological process: sensory perception of smell; detection of chemical stimulus involved in sensory perception of smell. Gene Ontology annotation, cellular component: plasma membrane. The record is from RefSeq and is a predicted model, not a curated record. NCBI's taxonomy places the organism in Eukaryota, Metazoa, Arthropoda, Insecta, Diptera, Diopsidae. The transcript is spliced from 3 exons. Bases 1 to 843 code for a protein of 280 amino acids.